Molecule: messenger RNA, 384 nt
Organism: Fomitiporia mediterranea MF3/22
Lineage: Eukaryota; Fungi; Basidiomycota; Agaricomycetes; Hymenochaetales; Hymenochaetaceae
Exons: 2
Source: RefSeq, a predicted model, not a curated record
AAUAUUCAACAAGCAAACAGAUUGAACCCUACAACUGUUCAUAAGUGGUUUAACAUUGUAGAGGACAAAAUUUUAAAGAAAGGAGUCUUACCUGAGAACAUAUUUAGAAUGGAUGAGUCUGGGUUUCCUCUAGCUAAUAAUAGUAUAAGGUGUGUUAUUAGAGCUAGAGGGAAAAGGAUUCAGUACAAGCAAGGAGGGGCAAAUAGAGAGACUGUAACUACUAUCAUUACAAUCUGUACUAAUAGCACUUACCUGAAGCCAGUUAUCAUCUUCAAAGAGACUAACUUGCCUAAUAGGUUUACUUGCUCUCCUAAUGGCUGGACUGACAGUGAAAUUGCUCUAGACUGGUUCCAGAAUCAGUUUGAGUCAAGUACAAGAGAGUAG